Molecule: messenger RNA, 824 nt
Organism: Drosophila suzukii
Lineage: Eukaryota; Metazoa; Arthropoda; Insecta; Diptera; Drosophilidae
Gene: fan
Product: farinelli
Biological process (GO): endoplasmic reticulum membrane organization
Cellular component (GO): endoplasmic reticulum membrane; plasma membrane
Molecular function (GO): FFAT motif binding
Source: RefSeq, a predicted model, not a curated record
CUGUUCAGUUGGGAGUCUUUUUCCACAUUUCGGGCAACAUUCACAACGCUUUCGAAUUUUAAAAAAGAAUAAAUAUUCCAAGAUGUCUGAUAAGAAGGAAACCAAACUGUCCCUGGAGCCCUGCGACGGUAUCCUCUUUGAGGGACCUUUCAACCGUUCCGUCAACAAAAAGCUGGUCAUCGGGAAUCCCAGCAAGACCCAGAGGAUGGCCUUCAAGAUGAAGACCACCACCCCGAAGCUCUUUUUCGUGCGCCCCAACAUUGGAGUUCUGAAGCCCGGGGAGAAGGUCAACGUCGACAUCUUCAUGCAGCCAAUUCUCCAGGAGCCGGUACAGAAGCGCCACAAGUUCCUUAUCUUGGCGGCCGAGGCAACUGGCGAAAUGAGCGACAUGCAGGAGUUCUGGAAGCAACAGAAGCCGGAGGACAUCUGGGAAACCAAGAUCAGAUGCGAGCUGGUCCUUUCGAAGGAGGACCAGUUCCGCCAGGCGGGAGGUUCGGCUAGAUCCUCUGUGGACAACAAGGAGGGCGAGGACCAUUUUGAUGCCCAGGAGGUCAGCGAGCCGGUGGCCAAGUUGCUCAAGCAGGUCAGCAUGCUGGAGGACGAGCGUCUGGCCCUCAAGGAGGAGGUCGACACUUUGCGUGACCAGACGAUUGGUCCCGAUCCUGGCCAGCAAGUGAUGCAACGUGGUCGCCAAGGACGCAGCACUUUCUUCUACGUGGCCGCCUUUUUAUUCACCAUCCUGGCCGCCUUCGUAGGCGCCUUCUAUGGCAAGAAUUAUUUGUAAACAAUUCAUCAUGGCAAUUUUUAGGACCACGCCAGCGAAC